This is a messenger RNA of Suillus clintonianus, 168 nucleotides long. RefSeq lists its product as uncharacterized. The transcript has a single exon. The record is from RefSeq and is a predicted model, not a curated record. The annotation marks the transcript as partial. Lineage: Eukaryota; Fungi; Basidiomycota; Agaricomycetes; Boletales; Suillaceae.
AGCUCUGAGACCCGAUUGCUCUUUUCCUCGGCCCAGGCGGAAUACUUGAGAUACUGGCUGCACGCCAUGGGUCUUACCCAAAACCUCAUAUCUCUUCCUUACUCUGAUUGUCUUCUAACCGUAUCCAGCCUCUUCCACGUCUCCCCCAUCACAUUCAAACCUGGUUAG